AUGAGUUGUCUUCGGAUGCGUCGUACACAGUUUGCGAGCCAGCUUUCCAAGAGCUUACGCCCGUCCACCCGAGCCUUUUCAUCGACGCUACCCGCCCAACGCAUCCUCGGUACUGGAAAUCUGAGGGCAAAGGAGGCGUCGGGCUUCAUUUCCCAGAAAUACCCCGUCAUCGACCACGAGUACGAUGCCAUCGUAGUUGGCGCCGGAGGCGCUGGUCUGCGCGCGGCCUUCGGUCUCGCUGAAGCCGGCUUCAACACCGCCUGUAUAUCAAAGCUCUUUCCCACUCGGUCACACACAGUAGCUGCACAAGGUGGCAUCAAUGCUGCGCUCGGAAACAUGCACGAGGAUGAUUGGCGGUGGCAUAUGUACGAUACUGUCAAGGGUUCAGAUUGGCUGGGGGACCAGGACGCUAUUCAUUACAUGACAAGGGAGGCGCCACAGUCCGUUAUAGAGCUCGAGAACUACGGUUGCCCAUUCUCGAGAACCGACGAAGGCAAGAUUUACCAGCGCGCCUUCGGCGGACAAUCUCAAAAAUACGGCAAGGGCGGACAGGCAUACCGAUGCUGUGCUGCUGCGGACCGGACCGGCCAUGCUCUUCUGCACACUCUAUAUGGCCAAUCCCUGCGACACAAUACCAAGUAUUUUAUCGAAUUCUUCGCCACGGAUCUGAUCAUGGAAGACGGCGUCUGCAAAGGUGUCGUUGCGUACAACCAGGAAGAUGGCACUAUUCAUAGGUUCAUCGCGAAGAACACCGUCUUGGCCACUGGCGGUUAUGGACGGGCCUACUUCAGCUGUACAUCCGCCCACACUUGCACUGGUGACGGCAUGGCCAUGGUUGCUCGUGCGGGUCUGCCCAAUCAGGAUCUCGAAUUCGUCCAGUUCCAUCCGACUGGUAUCUAUGGUGCCGGUUGCUUGAUCACAGAGGGUUCUCGUGGUGAGGGUGGUUAUCUCUUAAACUCUGAGGGUGAACGAUUUAUGGAGAGAUAUGCGCCGACCGCCAAGGAUCUUGCCUCCCGCGACGUUGUUUCGCGAUCCAUGACCCUCGAGAUCCGUGAAGGCCGUGGUGUCGGCCCUGAGAAGGACCACAUCUACCUCCAACUCAGCCAUCUUCCCCCUGAGAUCCUCCACGAGCGUCUCCCUGGUAUCUCCGAGACCGCCGCCAUUUUCUCUGGUGUCGACGUCACCAAGCAACCCAUUCCCGUUUUGCCCACCGUCCAUUAUAACAUGGGUGGUAUCCCGACCAAGUACACCGGUGAGGUAAUCACACAAGAUGGGGAGGGCAAUGACAAGGUUGUCCCUGGUCUGUUCGCCUGCGGUGAAGCUGCUUCUGUCUCUGUUCACGGUGCCAACCGUCUUGGUGCUAACUCCCUUUUGGAUCUUAUCGUCUUUGGCCGUGCCGUCUCUCACACCAUCCGCGACAACUUCAGCCCGGGCCAAAAGGCUGACCCUGUCUCCGCUGAUGCUGGUGCUGAAUCCAUCUCUGUCAUUGACAAGGUCCGUACGUCGGACGGCUCCAAAUCGACAGCCGAAGUCCGCCUCGCCAUGCAGAAGGUCAUGCAAACUGACGUUGCCGUCUUCCGAACCCAGGAGUCACUUGAUGAGGGUGUCAAGAAGAUCCACGACGUCGACCAGCAAUUCGCCGAUGUUGGUAUCAAGGACCGCAGCAUGAUCUGGAACUCGGAUCUUGUUGAGACUCUUGAGCUGCGGAACUUGCUUACCUGCGCUGUCCAAACCGCCGAAUCUGCUGCCAAUCGCCAGGAGUCAAGAGGCGCACACGCUCGCGAGGAUUUUCCUGAUCGCGAUGACGUGAAGUGGAUGAAACACACUUUAUCGUGGCAGAAGCAGCCACAUGGCCCAACCCAGUUAGGUUACAGGAAGGUCGUUGGUACUACACUAGAUGAGAAUGAGUGCAAAGCUGUGCCGCCAUUCAAGCGUACGUAUUAG
Molecule: messenger RNA, 1944 nt
Organism: Cucurbitaria berberidis CBS 394.84
Lineage: Eukaryota; Fungi; Ascomycota; Dothideomycetes; Pleosporales; Cucurbitariaceae
Product: succinate dehydrogenase flavo protein-like protein subunit
Exons: 4
Coding region: 1-1944 (647 amino acids)
Biological process (GO): tricarboxylic acid cycle; mitochondrial electron transport, succinate to ubiquinone
Molecular function (GO): electron transfer activity; succinate dehydrogenase (quinone) activity; flavin adenine dinucleotide binding
Source: RefSeq, a predicted model, not a curated record